UCAACACCGAUGAAAAUAUCGAUAGUCGAUAGGGUGUUCUGCCAGUUUCCGCUUCGAAGGAAGCGUGGUUCUUUCCGUGCGUAACUUUAAUCAUGGCGGUGGGUAAAAAUAAGGGGCUUUCAAAAGGUGGUAAAAAGGGUGUUAAAAAGAAGAUUGUUGAUCCUUUCACUCGUAAGGACUGGUACGAUGUUAAGGCACCGUCUAUGUUCACCAACCGUCAUGUUGGUAAAACAUUGGUCAACAGAACCCAAGGAACAAAGAUUGCUUCUGAAGGUCUGAAAUACAGAGUAUUUGAAGUGUCCCUGGCUGAUUUGCAAAAUGAUGGGGAUGCAGAAAGAUCUUUCCGUAAAUUCAGGUUGAUUGCAGAAGAUGUUCAACAUCGUAAUGUAUUGACCAACUUCCAUGGCAUGGAUCUGACUACAGACAAAUUGAGAUCCAUGGUCAAGAAAUGGCAGACUUUGAUUGAAGCUAAUGUUGAUGUUAAAACCACAGAUGGUUAUCUCCUUAGAGUUUUCUGCAUUGGUUUUACUAACAAGGACCAACUGAGCACCAGGAAAACAUGUUAUGCCCAGCAUGCACAGGUUAAGAAAAUCAGACAGAAAAUGGUAGACACGAUCACGAACGAUGUCACCAAGAGCGACUUGAAGGGUGUUGUCAGUAAGCUGUUGCCAGAUGCUACAGCUAAAGACAUCGAAAAAGCCUCGCAAGGAAUUUACCCACUCCAUGAUGUUUACAUCCGUAAAGUCAAAGUAUUGAAAAAGCCACGAUUUGAAUUGAGUAAGUUGUUGGAACUCCAUGGUGAUGGUGCAGGUAGCAAAAGCGAAGAAGUAGGUGAAACAGGCUCAAAGGUUGAUAGACCAGAGGGCUAUGAACCACCUGUACAGGAAUCCGUUUAAGGGAGUUAAGUUCUCUUUAAUUAUUUGAUAUAAAUAAAAAGCCACGUUCCAGUGCGAAUA
This is a messenger RNA of Osmia lignaria (orchard mason bee), 956 nucleotides long. RefSeq names its product ribosomal protein S3A (gene RpS3A). Gene Ontology annotation, cellular component: ribosome. The record is from RefSeq and is a predicted model, not a curated record. Gene Ontology annotation, molecular function: structural constituent of ribosome. Gene Ontology annotation, biological process: translation. Lineage: Eukaryota; Metazoa; Arthropoda; Insecta; Hymenoptera; Megachilidae.